CUUGUAUGCAUUUCUGUCUUGAUCUCUUCUAAUUCUGCAACUGCUACUUCUUUAAUAUUUUCUCAACUAAUUUUCAGUCUUGAUUCUUCCUUAAGCUCUUCUACAACCUCUGUAGACAACAGUAUUCACAUAACUGUUCUACUUGAAGACACCCAUCACUCCUACGAGCCAGUUGACGAACUCCCACCAUACAGUGAAGAAGUAAUCCACCAAACACCACCUGCAACCCACGAUACACCUUCUUGGAUUAUUGGUUUUGAUCAACAAGAUAUUUUAGUAUCUCAAAAUAAUAGUAAAGAAGAAUUAGAAUCAGACUCAGACCACGCAUUAGAUAUCAACCUAGAAGACUUUUUCUAUACUGCUCCUAUAUAUUCUCUUCUACUACCUCUAGUACAACUACCUGUUCAACCUUUUAUCCAACAUUUUGUCCCUCCUCCUACCUAG
Molecule: messenger RNA, 444 nt
Organism: Cetraspora pellucida
Lineage: Eukaryota; Fungi; Glomeromycota; Glomeromycetes; Diversisporales; Gigasporaceae
Source: the annotation of a GenBank genome assembly